AUGCCCAUGCCGCAGUACCAGAUGCCGCAGUACCAGGUGUCGCAACCUCACACCUUGCCGCCACUGCAGCCUCACCACAGCCAGUCUCCGAAUCCCUACAUGGGUCAACCAUAUCGUCCCGAUAUGUCUCGUUUCCCUGCGACCUCGGCCCAUGAUGUCUAUGCCACCUCUGCUGGCCCAAUUGGUCCUCACAACCCCGUGAACAGCCUGCCGCCAACCUCCUUCUUGGCGCAUCCCGGUGGCCAGCCUCAAGGACAGCCUCCUCAAGGCUACCAGUCGCCCCAGACGUUGCUUCCGCCGUCAUCUGGCGCUCAGACGUAUCCGCAGCCCAUUGCCCCUGCUCCGCCGCGUGACCGUCGCUCCGACUACGCGACAAUGCCUUCUGGUGCUUUCAGCCAUCCCGAAGGCAAGGGUCCCAUCUGGGCCAAUGCCGAUGGCAUGCCAACAAACGGGCUGGCGCCGAUCCCCGGGAAAGAGCCUCCGCGCACUCAAGUUGUCGGAUCUCAGGGACGCCGCGGUAUCUUGCCCAGUGUUCCCGGCCGUGCUGCCGUGAGCAACGGCGUCAAUGGCACUGCGAAGAGCACCACAAUCCCGGCCAAGGAUGCCGACGGAAAGUUCCCUUGCCCGCACUGCAACAAAACUUAUCUACACGCGAAGCAUCUGAAGCGCCACCUGUUGAGACACACCGGAGAUCGUCCUUACAUGUGUGUUCUCUGCAAGGACACUUUCUCGCGAAGUGAUAUCUUGAAGCGCCAUUUCCAGAAAUGUUCGUUACGCCGAGGUAACCCCACCGGGGCGAGCCAUCUCUCGCAUCCUCAGGCGCACCUGAAGCGGUCUCAAGCAGCAGCCAAUGCCGCCAAGUCCGUUCAGGAAGAAGUCAGUAACUCCAUCCCGCCUUCCAAUGGCCUUGUGGGUACGACUUAUGGCAAUGCACCCGUGAAUGGCCAUGGCCAUGGACUGGCUUCGGCCGGUCGACCUGGUCCCACGGAGCAGCAGCCUCUGGGAUUUUCAAUGUCCUCUGUCAACGGGUUGAACAAUGGCCACUUGGGCGACGCGUUCAGCCCUUCCCAGGCAGCAGACCAGAGAGCGUCCUGGAUGGCUGCUCACAGGCAGAGCCCGUACCUCGUCCAGCCUGCUUCUGAUGGACAGGUGAAUAAUAUUGACCGUAAUUUGCUUGAACAGGCUAAACCUCCGAUGAUCCAAGACCCGAAACGCCCGAUGAUGCCACACCAGCCCGGCCAGCCAGGUGAGCUGGACUGGGCCACCAUGUUCCCUCCCGGCGCGCCUGAAGGUUACAUGAACCCCGUCUUUCCUCAGACCAUGGCUCCCGGCCACGAAUCCAUCCACAGCCACGUUGAUCCGGACCGUAAAUACUACCCGGCGACUACUGCAGGACACCAAGAUGGUACAUUAAACGGGCUUUAUCUUGCUUCGACAAGCAUGAGUGGUGACGGUAUGCGUGAUCCCAGCGGUGUUCCGAGUGUUGCAAAGACAAACCCACAGGAGCCUAUUACCACCUGA
Messenger RNA from Talaromyces proteolyticus, 1521 nucleotides. RefSeq lists its product as uncharacterized. Bases 1 to 1521 code for a protein of 506 amino acids. The transcript is spliced from 2 exons. Gene Ontology annotation, molecular function: RNA polymerase II cis-regulatory region sequence-specific DNA binding; DNA-binding transcription factor activity, RNA polymerase II-specific. Lineage: Eukaryota; Fungi; Ascomycota; Eurotiomycetes; Eurotiales; Trichocomaceae. Gene Ontology annotation, biological process: regulation of transcription by RNA polymerase II. Gene Ontology annotation, cellular component: chromatin. The record is from RefSeq and is a predicted model, not a curated record.